Messenger RNA from Anthostomella pinea, 1449 nucleotides. The record is from the annotation of a GenBank genome assembly. Lineage: Eukaryota; Fungi; Ascomycota; Sordariomycetes; Xylariales; Xylariaceae.
AUGCCGGCCAACAGUCCACCGCCACCGCCGCCACCUCGCAGUCACCGGCCUCCCACCACCACCACCAACGGCUCCUUCUUCCCUCCUCUCUUCCAACCCAACCCUCUGUCCACCUCACUGAUUCCCAGCACCGCCGAAGGGAGGCCGAUCCCCUUGGACGACUCCAUCGCCGCCAACCGCACCAGCGCCUUGCGGGAACUGAGCCGCUCGCAGCCGUCGUCGCGGCAUCGCUACACCAAGUCGACCGGCCCGCCGAGCACCACCACCACCACCACCACCGGCACCUACUCCCAGCCCGUGCUAGUGCGCACCUACUCGGGCCCGGGGCCGCCAUCGUCAUCCGCCCGGAGCCGCCCCGCCAGCCGCCGCGUGCCGCUCUCUAACGUCUCGGCUGCGUCCAACGCCUCCAAUUGGCGUCCGGGCCGGAAUGGCAGCACCGCCCUGAGCAUGGCACGCCACCGGGGCAAGAAGAGUGCCCCGCCGCGGCGAGACGAUGCGAAGCUGCCCCCGCUCGAGGCCUUCAGCUUCAAGAGCAUCAUGACUGACAUGCAGCACGACAUGGCUACCGACCUCGACCGCAUAGCCGAGAUCUGUGCCCGCUCGAGGUACUCCCUCAGCAACCAAUACGAGGUGCACGUGGCACCUCACGGUUCCGGACAAGGCCUCCCUGCUUCGACGCCGACGCCGAGGCCGCAGCCGCCGUUGAGGCACCACAUACCCGGCGGGCCCACGCUUCAGGCAAUCUCUAGCGACGACGAGCACGCCUCCACGAGCAGGAAUGGGAAGCGGUCGGGCGCCGCCCGUUCCAGAAGUGCCGCCUAUGGCACUUUAGAGACUAUCAUGAGCUCCAGUCGAUCCUCCGAUGAGGACAAAGGCAAAGGCAAAAGCAAGAAAAAGCCGGCUGCCGAGAUAGCGGCCGAGGUGAGAGGCCGUGUGGCCCGCGGUAGUCAGGACGGGAGCCUGAGUGCGAACAGCACCGAGGCCCAGGCCAGUAGUGAGCCACAGGAGGACGACAAAAAGGACAAUGCCGUCCGACGCAGGGCAACUCCCUUCGGCCCGGUCAUUGUCGGUGCCCCUGGCGGCCAGCUUCAUAGCCAUCCUCGCCCCGCCGCUCUAUUUGGUGAGCCGGCUAAACCGGAGACCUCCAGGAGUCACCAUUUAAGCAGGACUGUCUUGGAGAGCCCGGCUCCUAUGAACUUCUCUCGUGGCCCCGCGCUGCGGCCUUCGCGCGCUGUUGUGUCCGAGUCAGUAGCUGCGGCCGCCAUUGUAGCGCCAGAAGAGCAACGAGAUGUGGCCGGCCGGGUCUCCGGGUUUGGUAAAUGGAUUCCGUGGAGGAGACCAGUCGUGCUCGAGCCGGCUUCAUCACAGGCAGGAGGCGGCGCGAGCAAGAGCCAUGCUGAAAGUUCUUUAAGGGGUUUAUUAAGCACCGCGGAGCCAAUGGACCGCUGA